GCCUAAUCCGAGGAGUGUCCGUGUUUUCAUAGCCAUAUAUGAAUAUUUUUAUGUGGAAAUAAUGGCUCAAAGCAGCACUUUUAGUCAAUGGAUAACUGUGAUUUGCAUGAUCUAUGCCUCCCUAUGCUCCUAUUCAGGCAAUGAAGUACAUGCUCCCUAAGCAGCUGUAUCAAUGUGUAUGCAAAGCAUUACCUGGAAGAGUUAUGGGGAUCAACGUUGGCACUGAGUAUCUUGGAGUUGCCAUGUCAGAUCUGGAGAAUAAAGGCCUGGAGGACUCUAGGACUAGCCUUCUACGGUUGAAUGAUAAGUCUGGAAAGCCCAAGAGUGAUGCUGUUCUUGCAUCUGAACUCAAGGACCUGAUCGAUCGAAACAAUGUCAAGGGCAUGGUAAUUGGAAAGCUGGACCUUGAUGAGCUCGAUAGUCGUCUCCCGUCUUCCGAUGUUGAAGCAGCAAAGGAGUUUGUCCAAAAGCUUGACAAAACAGAUAUGUUUAGUGAUAUGAACUAUACAUAUUUUCCACCGAGAUCCGAGCUAAUUCUCGAGAAGUUCCUGGAUGGAUACCGUGGAAAGUCUAGCUCAUAGCACCACCGGAAAAAUAAGUGGUACUUAAUCGAAGACAAAUGAAGAUAGGAAGCUGACUGGGUGUAGCAUAUGAUGCAAAUAGCUAAUAAUAGGUUUUAAGACUUCUAGAUUAACAUUUUCUACUAACUUGUGAUUAUCUUGGUGGAGUAAUGGAUGAUUAUAACUAUUAUUGGUGUACAAUGAUUGAAUUGAUUUUGCUGUGACCUGAAAACUGAUGAAUUUGCACCAAUGAAAAUCCUUUUUGAUAUGUCAA
Medicago truncatula (barrel medic) is the source of this 834-nucleotide messenger RNA. RefSeq lists its product as uncharacterized. Gene Ontology annotation, biological process: rRNA 5'-end processing. The transcript has 7 exons. The coding region runs from base 114 to 581 and encodes 155 amino acids. Lineage: Eukaryota; Viridiplantae; Streptophyta; Magnoliopsida; Fabales; Fabaceae. The record is from RefSeq and is a predicted model, not a curated record.